GGUCCGGCGCGCGCCUGUGCUGCAAAAAGUGCUCUGCUGCUUCAACAAAUUCGUGGCCGCGGGAAGCCGUACUGCCACCGCAUAGAUGGCGAUUGCGUCCUCGUCGGCAGUACCGCCUGUUCACCUGUGUUAUUAUUUUCUAGUGCGACAAACAGUGCCCGGUAUUUUAAGGAAAACUGCACGUCGGGAAAAUUAAUAUGCAUCGACAGAUGGGUUCUAUAGCAACCAUGGAUUGUUAAUGUUUGCUGGUGAUGAAGAGCAGAUAUGGCAAUAAAUUUCUCGGCAUCAUUUGCUGCUUACUUAGCAGCAGGACUGAAGGUUCCCAGACAGUUUAUGUACUGUAUUGCUCAAGAUACUGGAGCAUUGUAUGUCCCAUAUAAAGAUGGUACUGACAGGCAACAAGCCCAAGCUGGACAGUGGGCUACAGGUCCACUGCAAGAUGGAACUGGUGGCUACCAUCCACAGCAACAAGGUGGUUCAUCAGCUUCAGGAAGUCCUCAGCAGUCGUGUGGGGAUCCUGAGACUGUGGCACCUCCACCACCACCAACACAGCCCCCACAACAACAGCAACAAGGCACAAUGACAUCGCCUGUCCCCUCCCCGUAUCCACCACCACAGGAUGCUACAGCACCACCACAACAGACACCCGUAGAGGAUGAUCCUCAGCAACAUUCCCCAACACAGCAGCAGCAAGGGACACCACAGCAGCAGCAGACACAGCCUCAGCCACAGCAACCCCCAGCAUCACAGCAGCCAGCUCCUCCACAACAGCAGCAGCAGCAUCAAGCUGAUGUUGAACAGCAGCAGCAACAACAACAACAACAACAGCAGCAACAGAGACAGCAGCAGCACCAAGUUGAUGUUGAGCAACAGCAGAGGGUGGCUGCUGCAGUAGCAGCUGCUCAAUGUUUUCCCCCAGCAGAUAUGCAACAGCAGCAUCAACAACAGCAGCAGCAGCAGCAGCAACAUCUGGCAUAUGCGACACAACAUUAUUUCAAGGAUCAGCGACACACACCAGGAAUGCCACCACAUGUGCUCACGCCGAGUGGCUUUACUGCCCUUCAUUACUUGAAGCAACCGGGAGUGAUGUUAACUUCACUUGGUACAAUGGGCAUGGGAGAUGGAAGUGGUGUAGGUCUGGGGACGAGCAUCACUGACGGGACAGGUGUGGGUGUCGGUGCAGUUGCAUACCCAAAUGUUCAGGUAGAUGUGCGCUCACUGCCUGAUAUCAUCCAGCAGCAACAGCAAGCCCAGCAUCAAGCACAACAACAACAGGCUCAAGGUCCGGGAACAGGAAAACCGGGGCGGGGAGGCAAUGGUUCGGGCUCAGAGCUCAGGCUUUUCAAGUGUCUUACGUGUGGCAAGGACUUCAAGCAGAAAUCGACACUGUUGCAGCACGAACGUAUCCAUACUGACAGCCGCCCUUAUGGUUGCCCCGAAUGUGGAAAGCGGUUCCGACAACAGUCCCAUCUGACACAGCACCUACGCAUCCACGCCAAUGAGAAGCCUUACGCCUGCGCAUACUGCGAGCGCUCCUUCCGGCAACGUGCCAUCCUCAACCAGCACCUGCGCAUCCAUUCGGGUGAGAAGCCUUACCGGUGCCCGCAGUGCGGCAAGCACUUCCGCCAGAAGGCCAUCCUCAACCAGCACGUCCGCACACACCAAGAUGUGAGUCCUCAUUUGGUGUUCAAGAAUGGUAUGACGCCUACCCUGUGGCCUCAAGAUGUGCCAUACCCACCUGAUGCUGAGAAGGAUGAUGCAGCUUCUACAUUUGGGAAUCCUGAAGACGGCAGUGUGCCACCGGACCAGGCUCGUAGCAAUGGGCAGUGUUUUUCUCCUGACAGUGCUGGCAAUGUGCAACAAUAUCAAGCAUAUUUCAAGGAUGCCAAGGGUAUGAACCAUUCAGUGUUUGGAAAUGGGGGUCCUGCAGGAAACUUUGGGGCACUUCAGUACUUAAAACAGGGUCAGGUAAAGCCUGGUGGACUGCUGCCCGAUGUAAUACAGCACGGGAGAAGUGCAGGGAUGCCCCUUUAUGUGCGCUGUCCUAUUUGUCAAAAGGAGUUCAAGCAGAAAUCGACAUUGCUGCAACACGGUUGCAUCCAUAUAGAGUCCAGGCCAUAUCCGUGCCCAGAGUGUGGUAAGCGGUUUCGACAACAAUCUCAUCUCACACAACAUCUUCGAAUACAUACAAAUGAGAAGCCGUACGGCUGUGUAUACUGUGGUCGAAAUUUCAGGCAGCGGACUAUCCUCAAUCAGCAUAUUCGUAUUCACACAGGUGAGAAACCAUAUAAAUGUGGACAAUGUGGAAAAGACUUCCGCCAGAAGGCCAUUCUCGAUCAGCACACUCGUACACAUCAAGGUGAUAGGCCGUUCUGCUGUCCGAUGCCUAACUGCAGGCGGCGCUUUGCGACGGAGCCAGAAGUGAAGAAGCACAUAGACAACCACAUGAAUCCACAUGCUGCGAAAUCUAGACGUGCUAACACGGCGGGUGUUGGUGUUCUGGAAGCAAAACAUCAUCCCGGAGCCACAGUACUGGGAGGUGAAAGGGGUCCUCCAACUCUGCUGACACGGGGCAUUCCACCCACAGCUGUAGUGAAGCCCGAACUGUAUUUCCCACAGUGUUACGCACCUACAUUCAAUCAUCAGCCACCACCGCCCCCUCCUCCGCCUCCACCUAAUGCCCAGUUUGCCACACCACAGGGUGCCGGUGGUAGCAUAAGUGGUGGGAGCAUUAAUGGUGCUACAAUCAAUGGUAACACUAUUAAUGGAAACAGUAUUAAUGGUACUACGAUCAAUGCAAAUGCCAUCAAUGGUAAUACCAUUGGGGCUGCUAGUAAUCUCAGCAAUCUCAGUGGAGGCAGCAUCACUGCCGGUAGUCUAAAUGGCGGUGGCAUUAAUGGUGCCAGUAGCAGCAACAAUAGCACAAAUAAUAAUCAGAGUCCUGUGAUGAAUUCACCUGCCCCUGAGUACAAGUCUGUGCCCCCACAAACAUCCAGUCUGCCGGCCCAGUGACUAGCGGCUGCCCUUCUCUAGCCAUCGGGACCCGGCACGCUGCCACAUUUUGCUGGUAGUGCUGCCGGACCCAUCAAGCAUGAGCCUUGUUGGGAAAUGUCCCCCUGUGCUGAGAAUGGGCAGGGAUACUAUGAAGUUAUACACUCUGUAUGAACUGCUCAGUGAACAUUUCACUGUAAAAACUGUUUGACUGAACUUUGGUUGUGAUACAACCAGUAAAAUGUGUUUGGGAGUCAAUUAGUCCCACUGUACAAAAAAUGACAGCUCGAUUGACAUCGUUAUAAAUGCCGGUUACUGACCAGUCCUAGACUGAUGAUAUAGUAUGUGAUAGAUAUUAUUUGAAAAGAUUUUAAAUUGUUCAUACUUGAUAGAGAAAUAAUUAUAAUCACUUGAACAAUAUUGUAUAAAUAUAGUGACACAGUAGUUUAUUAACAAAGUGAAAUGAAAAUAGCUCCGCUAUAUAUUAAAAACACAACACAUAUAUAAAUAAAUAAAAAUAUAUAUAUAUAUUAAAAUAUAUACAUAGAUAACUUUUAUAUUAAUACUCUACUAAUAUUCCUUAAUACAAAGAGGUUGGAGAUUGGAAAUAAAUGUAGAUAAUAUAUUUUAAAUGUUUUGUGUAAGGUGCUGAUAUAACUGAGAACUGUAUUGGGCAGGUAGGUUUGUAUCACAGUUUUAUAGUACAUACAGAAUGAAUGCAGUUGUUACGAAUGUGCUUUAGCAGGACUGGUGUGAUGUAUUGAAUUUAUAACAGCUUUCUUGAAAUGUUUCUCUUUUUCACUGUUAUAAAUGCAAAUUAAGGCCUAGAUAUUUUAAAUGUGGUUCUACAUGUUUUAUAAUCUGUUGUGUUAUUCAUGCUGUCUUCUGGGUUGGUUGACCUUUUUUGUGAUUAUCUGGCGCUUUUCCAUAGAAAACUAGUAUGUGAUAUUAGCAGACUGGUAAACUUCUGCUGCCACUAGUGUCGUUCUUUGUUGAUUCUAAAUCAUUUGAUGAUUCUUCAGAAGAGUUAACUUGGUAAACUAGAUGUUCAGUGUACAAUGUUAAUUAUCCCUUGUGCUUCAGAGGCUCAAAGAGUGAAAUGCAAAUAAUGGUGCCUGAUAUUCAUAUUACACACCAUGUCAUCCAUAUAAUGGAGGCAAAAGUUAUGGAGAUAGUGUAAGAACAUACCCUGGGGAAAAACGUGAAUCCUUGUUCUGAAAGCAAAUUCUGUUACAGUAGAUGAGUAAAUUCCUGUUUUUGUAUUAUAUUUAUCUGUAUAGCUUUUGAAGUGAUAGAAAUUUUGUUGAAGGUUCAGUUAACGUAGAAAGAUUUCUUUAAUUUUCUGGCAACAUUCUAAUAUGCUGUUGAAACUAACAUCACAGAGAGUGAAGGUGCGAAAGAUCUGAUAAUUCUGAAAGGAUCCAUCCUGUCCCCACCAUUUCUGUUGCUAAUUAUUUAUCUACCGUAAUUUUAAUCUGCAAUUUCUUCUAGCUUGUUUGUAUUUUUAGCUGAUAGAAAUUUAUGAGGAAUCAUGACCUGCCUGAUUUUCUGUUGGGGUUGUCUCCCUUGGGAAAGCUGGCUUCAUCAUGCUUCUUGAGCCCUCCCUGCCCUAUAUUGUGGGACACUCUUCAUCUGGCUCCACAGUUGAGACCAUUCCAGCUUGGCUGACUGUGAAAUUUAUGAAAUUUUUGAGCUUUGUUACUCGUACAUUUUAGUUCCAGAGUUACUGUACUGGUGUUGUUGAACACAAGUUACUACAGGACUUACCAGCAAGGUAUUACUGCUAAACAGAAAAAGUAUGUGAUCUAAGGUUUUGAGACAGUUUAGCUUAAAUCGUAUAUUGGUGUGGUCGAACAUUGUUUUUGCGUCAUUAGAUGGUGAUGAUGAACAAAUUCAUCAUUGAUAUAUCAUGGAUAUUCAGUGAUGAAAUUGUAAACAUUUUUGAAAAUUUAAUUGAGAAAAAAAACUUACAUGAAUUUGAAGGGGGGGGGGGGGGGCAAAUUACUUGUAAACCGUCACUGCAACACAGGUGGUAAACAAAAUAACUGUCUUGAGCACUUCAGCCUACUCUGUUGUGAAAGCUAGUUAUUAACAAUCAGUUAAUCAUUAAAGCAGAAAAUCCAUAAGAAAUGGUGGAAGUGGGUGCUAGUUAAUCUGUCAAGCUGUGGUCGUAAUUAAUGAAAUUUAAUGACAAGCAGAAAGAUAGAUACAAGUAAGACAAUAAUACAUUGCUGUAGCCUCACGUUGGCUUGUUAUUGUUCAUAACAAAUGUGCCAGACUACUUCCAUGGCACACUGUGUUAUUGUUGACUUGCAUGAAAGUUUUAAAAAAAAUUGUGCUUGCCAUUGUAGAUUCUUGGCAAUUAAGAUCACUGUAAGUGUGAACAGGAACUUUACUCACUGUAGGCAGAAUAGACACCUUUUCUGUAAAUACCCUGUCCAAAUUUAAUAAAAUCUUUCUCCCCUCCAUGUUUAUAAAUUUCAUGUUGUUUCAAGUUGUGUCUACAUUGUGACCAUUACAUGCCUUCAUACAGAUAACUGUUGUAACAUGCAUUUAUUGUCCAUACUUUACUGGUAUUUUAUGGUGUGUAAUAUGACUUAACACAAUGUUUCUUUUGGGAUACAAAGACUAUAAUGAAGUUUACAAAACAGUCUGCACAUAGUGAUUCUUGUAAAACAUUUGAUCAUAGUCUGGAAGAAGUAUGUUUUAAAACAUUGUUAAUAGUUAUUAGGGAUAUUUGUUGUCAGCAGUUUUUGUCUCUUGUAAUGGCUGUGAGCAUUUUACAUUGGCUAAAUGUAGUAGUUGCAGCCUAGAAGACAGUUGUACACUUUUUUAAAAAAAAGAAGUCACUACAGUAAAAUAAAAUAUCACCUAAGUAGGGCUGUGUUAUUUUUUCUCGUUGUAAUUGUGACAAAUACAGGUAGAAUAAAAGGUAGUUUAUGUUUCUGCAUAAUUCAGAAUCCUCCACAUUUUAGUCUGGAGAUAUUAAAAUAAUACUCAUACUUAAAUAUGUAAAUGUUAUUCUAACUACAGAAUAAUUUUAAACUUUUAAAGUUUUGCUGAAAUAUAUGUUUGGUUAUACAAACAGGGUCCUUAAUAAGUGUAUACCAAUGCUUUGCAUAUAGAUCUGCUGACAUUUAAAACUAAAAUUAUAAAUUUUUAUAAACAGUUCUAUAUCUGUCAAAUCUUCAUGGAACAAUCCUUUACUUUUGUGUGUAUUUAUUACAAGUGUCCAUUUAGGACAUUGAUCUUUGUGUAUCCUUCUGAUAGAACUCUUUUUGCCCCCUUUCUUACUUGAGUCUCAGUUGCACUGGCUUUGUAAUAAAAAUACAUAUAUUUUUCCACAGCAGUAACUGGUAAUGAAUGUUUAAGAAUUGGGGGAUACUAAUUAAAAGAGAAAUCUGGAUUCCUCCAAUGAAUCAACUCCACAGCCAUUAAACUGUCGUACUAAAUAACGAAAUUGAAUUUUCUAAUACAAGUGGUAUAACUGAACAGAAGAUUUUGGGUGCAUAUUUAGACAUUUAACUUUUUGUGUAUCCAAUUUCCAAUUCUAGAGCAUUACAGUGUUGUGUCAUUUUAUCAGAGAGAACAUCACUACUGUAAGUCUGAAUUUUACACCUUUCGAGUAUACUGGUGGUGUAAUACAUAGUGAUGUAUUUCAUGUAGUUGGAAAUCAAUUCUAUGUAUUAAUUUGUUGAAUUUGGUUUGUUAAAAUUCUCCCAGUAAUUCACAAUGAACAGUAAUUUCUUAACAUUAUAAAGCUUGAUACCGUUGUUCACAAAUGGAGUAAAAUAAUGCAGAUUUAGGGGCUAUCCCAGUAUUAACAUGGACAGACACUCAAGACCAACGAAGAAUCUGAUCUGUGUGCAGAUAUUGUUGUCAUAAUUAAAGCUGGAAUUUUGAAGGCCAAAGUUACUGUUCAUAUUAUAAUAAUGAGUGACUGAAAAAAGUUGCAGUACCAUAAUUUCAUGUGAAUCCAUGUUCCCUUAGAGCAGUACAUGCCGUAAGAAUUCAGGUAACAGCUGUAAUGUUACUCCAAGUAACAUAUUGUGCUUGCUCAAGAAUUCAAGGUAAGAAGAAAACCAUCCUUUGUUGUACAGGCACCAUAUUUCAGUUGUCACAUAUUUAUUGCUUAUGGAAAAUGCUUUGUGGGAUACGAACAAUGGUAUGCAUAAAGACAACAACAUUCAGUGUAGCAGGAGGGCUGAUGAGAGGGUAGGCUGGCUUAGCUAUCAGCUGGAAGAGGAGGAGGGGGGGGGGGGGGCCUUGGGCAUGUGUGUACACAGGAUGCAGGCACUCAUCCUGAUGGUAAAUGAAAAUGUGAUGGCUAUACAGCAGUCCUCAACACCUUGUUUAUAUGUUCAUCGAUUUGUAUGUUCAUCUAUUUAUAUGCCAUCUAUUUGUGCAAAAUGGCAAUAGGAUCGAAAAAACACAAUAGUAACAACAAAUUCUUGUUACUGAAUGUAAUGGCUCCUGUACAUGAAAAAGGGAGAAAAAGAAUCUAGCAGAAUUUCUCAGCUGUUAUAGUAGCACCAGGGGAGGGGGGGUAUUUUACCAUGAGGUAUCCCAGUCAAGCAAGAAUUUCUCCUUUUAAUUAUACAUUAUUAUCCUAGAAUUCUUAAAUAAUUAAGAAUUUUGGAAAAAUGUUGCUGAUGGUAUGAACCGUGAACACAUUGAUUUUGGAACAGUGUUACUUUAUCUCUUUUGACGUUAAUUGCUAGAUGUACCUUCAGGUUGACAUCUUCCCCUAAACCAACUUGCAGUUGUCUAGUUUUUACUAGUACAUAUAAAUGAAACACUUCUGAUCUCAUUGGACUGAGAGAUCAUAAGUCUUUGUUUAAUAUUGAUUUAUUUCAUGACUUUUUGCAAGAGUUUCUGUGCACAACUAAAAUGGAAAUAUUCGUUCCUUCAGUGAAGUGAAGCCGUUAUAUAAUCCACAGGUUUUGGAUGUGUCAUGUCAAUCAUACACCUUGUGAGAAAGAAUGUUUGAUAAUCUGGAGCAUGCUUGGAAGAGAAUAUAAGUGGGCUUACCAAUGAAACAGAUAGUGAAUUGUUCUUACAUGCAUAUAUAUAUCUUCUCUCUGGUGCAGUUAAAUGUAACAUGGAAAAAGAAUGAAUACAGAUUAGAUAUUUGUUUUCUUAUGUGCAUAGAAGUGGAGAUAUAUUGAAAUAAGUUUCUCAUCUGUUGGUUAAUUAUAUGAAAGAAGUUCAGUUCACGAAAGUGAAGGUGUUAGUUAGAAGUUGUUAGUUAGGUUGACAUAUAAAUAUUUUGGCUGUGGAGUUAGAUUUCAUAUUUUUAAAGCUACUAAAUCUUAGAUGCAUUGGAUUUUCAAAGUAGUAGUAAUUGGUUUGUUUACUACUUAAUGUGUUACUGUCAAACAUAUUUAUUUCAUUUUUCGCUUAAAACUGUUGUGUGUACAGCAGAUUUAUUUUUAUUUUGCAACAUAUUUGAUAUUUUAUUGCAGUUUUCUUGAAAAUGGUGUUGUAAAUAAGGAUGUUUUAUGCAGUGAUUUCACCAUUUUCUGGAAGUCAUAAAGUGCUCUCUUGUAUAUUUGCCAUUUUAGGAUGGAUUUUGCAGUAACACUAUGUUUGUAGAUAAGUAAUAUGACAGUUGUGUAUUUCAGGGACAUGUGUAUGCCAUUGCUUAUUAGCAUUUCUAGUUGUGAUGACAUUGAUACUAUUGUCAAGGCAGUUUCCAAAGUGUAACCGGACUGAUAGCUCUCUGUGAUAAGUGCUCUUUCCCCAAAUAAGGGAAAUUGUGCUGGUGCUGAAACAUUGUAGCCGUAUUACAAUAAUAAGUCAUUUGGUGCAGCUUUUAUAGUUUUGUGAUGUGAAAGCAUUCUGGAACUGACAGAAUGAUGUUUGUGGUUUGUAGUUAACUUGCCAGUGCAUUCAUUGUUGUAGAAUACAUGUGCACAUUUCCAAAUUAUUUGAAGGACACUGUAAAUCUGUGUGCAUUUUAUAUUUCUAUAUUUGACUUGCAUAAUGGAUGUAUUCAAGAAAUGUAUUUUUAUCUGAUCAAUUUCUGAUACUCAAACUUGGGAACUGCCAAGACAAUGUAUACUCAUCCAGCUUGCCAUGUUUAUGUGACUUUACUGUUUUCUAUGUGCAAAUUGUUAUUUCUAUUUUUUUAAUAGUAUAGUGAACAGUCUCUCUAACAAAGAAUACACUUUGUUAUACUGUUAGUAAAAGAAACUUCUGGAGGAAAGAGUAUUGUGUAUGUUUUUGAGACUGAUAAUUUUUUGUCCAUUGUUAAAUAUCUUCUCUUUAUUUCACCCUUAUUCUGUAUUCAGUGAUUGCAAGUUAUGCAAAUAUGAUUUAAAAAUGCAUAGAUAUUCCAUUUGUAACAUCCAUAUUAAUAGCAUAUUUUGCUGUCUAUUGGUUACAGUAAAAGUUUUUUGUCACAAGUUAAUGAAUAGCUUAUGUGAUGCUAAGUUAUUUUAAAUGUGAAAUCUGAGCAUAAAUUUUGUUUUGUAAAUUUGUUUUAAUAUGUUGCACUUAUUUGACAAAACAUCUUUUGUUUAAAUUUUUUACACUCUUGUCAGUUGAGGAAAUCUAAUUUUUUUUUCUGCUUAAAGCAAACCUGUAAUUCUUUUUCACUUCUCGUUUCAGUUGUCUACAUAAACUUCCAUAUGUUGCUUUCACUGAAACAGAAGAUGCAGUCAGUUUUUUUGUAAGGCUUUGCAACCUCCUAAGUAUUCUAAUGUUCUUCAAAAGAUUUGAUCUUGAAGUAAUAUUUGGGUACUCCAUCAGUGCUGUUUGAUACUUUUCAUUGUAGCUUAAAAAUAAUACUGGUGCUGAAAUAUGGGCAGUCUCCCCAUUUCUUCACUCCUCUUCAGGCUUGCCAAAAAAAAGGAACAUGCAUCUAAAACUAAGAAAUUUAGAAAGACUGCUGAUGUUUUAUGUGGACACAGUUACAAAAAAUAAACUAGGUUAUAUCUGAUGUCUUCUCUCCACUGUCAGAUACAUUUCUUUCCUCUGGGGUACAGCUACUUCCAGAAUCGAUUAUGUGAUGUACACCACAUUUGAUGGAAGAACUAGUUUUCUUGCAGAGCUUCUGCAAAAUUUUCAAACUUGCCAUUUUAGAAAUUUUUAUGGCUUACAUUUUAGAUAAGAACAAGACAAUCUUAUAAGCACUAUCAAAGGGUACUUCUGUCUCUUUCCUUUUAUUCCCUUAUUUCACUAACAGAAAAGAUCUACUUUUCUGCAAGCCAGUCAGUAUUCUUAUCUUGCCAGUAAAUUAAAACUGAGUGAUGAAGCUGCAUUGUUAAAAAGAUAUUAAGUACUUUUUAUUAAAGUUCACUGUUUUAAAACUAUACUGUUACAACCAGUGAGUCUCCAACUCUAUAUGAAGAACAAUUUUUUUAUAUGUAUGUAUAUGUGCUAUGUAGACCUUUUGGCACCAUUUUAUUAAACUUUUGACUCAUAAGCAACAUUUUCUUGUUUUGUAUGUGAUAAUUUGUCACUCUAGAACUUUCUAACACUUCAACAUGUGCAUCACAUUUGGAAAAGUAUUUGCUGAUAAGUACAAAUGCUCAUUUAGUGUAUGUAUUCACUGUUAUGAAUAAACAUGUUUCUUCUCUCUUAAAUACUUUGCUUUGUGCUGUUGUAUCACGAGCACAAAAAAUUCACAAUAUUUCCAGAUGCCUGAACAUAGUUUCAGUAAAUUUCACUCCAUGCAGUUGCUUCAGAUGGCAAGAAGGUCCCAGCAGAAUGUAAAUAAAAAAUAAUUCCUGUAGGCCAAGGUGAUAAAGAUUGAGAAGCAACAUCUGUGUCAUAUACCAACACUCUGUAUGAUGUGUUUUUAUGUAUAAAAUGAAGAAAUAAUUUUUGGUACAUUUUUGAUGUUUAUUGUUCUUUGGACUGAGAUUUGUCUGUUGUAUUAUAAUAGUAGUGAAAACUGCUUUCUUUUGUUACUGGUGCCAUUAAUGUUUUAUAGGUGCAAUGCAUUGCUAAAGUCAUUAAUGAACAGCAUUUUGUUGUUUUCCUCUUGAAUUGUAAUAAAGUAACUGAGACAUCUUUAUUUGAACAUACGUUAUAUUUAAAUUGUCAUUUUGGAAAACUGAAUGCUUUUAAAGAUAUCUGUUGUUGAAUCACUAUAAAUUUGUUUUUGUUGAACCUUCCUCAAAAUAUGUUGUACUUUUAUAAAAUCAAAGCUGUUCAGGAAGAAAACUGACACAAAAGCUUUUUAAAAAGAAUAACAACUUCAUGAUGAUUGAUACAAUGAAAACAAAGGGCAAAACAUUUUUAUUACUGGUUAUUUUAAAAUCUGUUACAUGAAAAGAAACACAAAAAGAUGUAUUACAAUUUACAUAUGCUAGGCAUAUGCCAUAAGUGCAUGAAAUACAAUAAAAUGUCUCAGUUGAGUUUU
Molecule: messenger RNA, 11362 nt
Organism: Schistocerca americana (American grasshopper)
Lineage: Eukaryota; Metazoa; Arthropoda; Insecta; Orthoptera; Acrididae
Gene: jim
Product: zinc finger protein 628
Exons: 5
Coding region: 265-3012 (915 amino acids)
Source: RefSeq, a predicted model, not a curated record